AUGGACUGUGUUCCCACCAAGACUGUGAAGAAGGACCGAGUCAUCAUUGAGAAGUAGCACACGCGCCUGGGUGAUGACUUCCACACCAGCAAGUGUGUGUGCAAGGAGAUUGCCAUCAUCCCCAGCAAGAAAUGUCAAAGCGAGAUAGACAGCCAUGUCAUGCAUCUGAUGGAGUGGAUUCAGAGAGGCCCUGUGAGAGGUAUCUCUAUCCAGGUGAAGGAUGAAGAAAGAGAAAGGAGAGAUAAUUAUUUUCCUGAGGUCUCAGCCCUUGAUCAGGAGGUGAUCAUUGAGGUAGAGCCUGACACCAAGGAAAUGCUGACGCUUCUGGACUUUGGCAGUCUCUCUUACCUCCAGCUCACUCGGCCUAUGGUUGGGAUAAAUUAA
Rattus rattus (black rat) is the source of this 384-nucleotide messenger RNA. RefSeq names its product 40S ribosomal protein S17-like. NCBI's taxonomy places the organism in Eukaryota, Metazoa, Chordata, Mammalia, Rodentia, Muridae. The record is from RefSeq and is a predicted model, not a curated record. Gene Ontology annotation, biological process: translation. Gene Ontology annotation, molecular function: structural constituent of ribosome. Gene Ontology annotation, cellular component: ribosome.